UCACUAACCUUGAAAUGAGAAAGGAAAAGAAAACCAUAGUGCAUUUAUUAAAAUUUGUACAUUAUUAAGUAUAAUUUCUCGUAUUGCGCGAUUGUGCUUUAUAAAAUUAUUGUAUUACGUCACAAAUUAUGAAUGAUUUAUAUCUCUCUACAAAAAAUGUGAUACAGGAAUAUAAAUUAUAUAUACUUUAUAAACAUGUUUGCAAAAGGCAAUGUUGAUCCUGAAUUGGAAAAGUUGAGAAGAGAGGUUGAUGGUCCUCCAAAUUUAGAUACUGUAGCAUUAAAUAUUCAAAGAGCUACAGCGCAAAUUCAUGCUUCUUAUCUAUUCGAAGAGAUUGGGAAAACCACAUUGCAAAAAAUAUGUUUAUUACUAAGUUCUACUGCAACAGGGAAAACUUACAAUGGGUGGCAAGAAUUUGCUGCACAUAUGGGCCUAACAAUGGAACAAAUACGUCUCUUUUUCUUACAGUGUAUAGAUUAUGAUUUUAAAGGCCUGCAAGAUCCAACUUAUUAUGUAUUACUAACGUAUGUGCAACAUGCUGAGGCAACUAUAGAUAAGAUUUUGAGUAUUUUACAAAGAAUGCAUCGUUUUGAUAUAAUUAAUCAAGUAAAAGAUGAUGUUUCUGAUCUAAUUAACAGAAUUUCACAAAGUACUACGACAAAUGAAUCAAUCAUGAGACCAAAUAAUGUACCAAGAGCUCCAUUAGUAUUAACUCCAAUUAAUUUUGUAUAUAAUAUACAAAGACAUAAAUCAGUUUCUGGGCAUAUUAUACAAGAUAAUUUAAAAAAGACUAAAAAACCAUAUGGCUGUAAAGUUAUGUUAACAUUUGCUGAUGAUGGUUCAGAAACUGCACAGCAUAUAGCAAAAAUAUUCAGGUCUAAGGAGCCCAAAAUUGGAGUUCUCAUACUUCAAGAACAGGAAAAUUAUGUAUAUAGUAGAGCAGAAGAGUUUAUAGAUGAUUGUUUUAAACAGGUGAACUUUAUUAUACCUAUAAUAACACAAGGAUAUAUGGAAAGAAUAAAUAAUUCUAAGAAAAUCUAUACUGAAGACCAAAAUAGGUUAGAUGCAAAGUAUAUAAAAUAUAUAUAUUCUCUUUUAAGAUAUGAAUAUGUGAGAAGUCAAUGCAUUAAUUCCCGUGUAAGGUGUAUAGUUCCUGAUAAAGAAGUUUUUACAGUUGCAACAACAAAUUUGCAUCCAACUUUGCAAGCAUGGUUUAGAGAGAGUGACAUUGAUGCAUUUGUUAAGAACAUUCUUUUAAAGAAAUGUUCAAAAUAAACUUGUAUAAUUUAUAUAAAUAAUUUUA
Messenger RNA from Bombus pascuorum, 1303 nucleotides. RefSeq lists its product as uncharacterized. The transcript is spliced from 7 exons. The record is from RefSeq and is a predicted model, not a curated record. NCBI's taxonomy places the organism in Eukaryota, Metazoa, Arthropoda, Insecta, Hymenoptera, Apidae. Gene Ontology annotation, biological process: signal transduction. Bases 196 to 1275 code for a protein of 359 amino acids. Gene Ontology annotation, molecular function: protein binding.